Molecule: messenger RNA, 6609 nt
Organism: Doryrhamphus excisus (bluestripe pipefish)
Lineage: Eukaryota; Metazoa; Chordata; Actinopteri; Syngnathiformes; Syngnathidae
Gene: c2cd3
Product: C2 domain containing 3 centriole elongation regulator
Biological process (GO): centriole elongation; cilium assembly; protein localization to centrosome
Cellular component (GO): centriole; microtubule organizing center; centriolar satellite
Source: RefSeq, a predicted model, not a curated record
GCUGGAGCGAAGGGGACUGCUUGUGUUUAUAUUUCGCCGCCACGCACUCUUAAACGGAUUUUAACUUUGUCCCCCGUCACUUAACAUGCUUACCAAAGGCCUGGUCGCCUCGUUGGCUAUUUUUGCCUUUUAUACCCCCUAAGUGGCGGCAUGAAUAGCCGAAGACUGAGGUCUGUCAAAGUCGGGGACUUUAAGAAGAAAGUCCCAAGCGAUGUACCACCCUCCACCAGCCUGCCCCCUCUGGUGGAAGGUCAGCUCAGAUGCUUCCUGCGUGUCACAGUCAGUCAGCUGCUGUGGACGACCCCGAAGCCUCCGCUGGCAACGUUUGUCAGGCUGCGCUGGUGGGGAGAGUCGUCCAACGGCACACACUUCAACCCACGAGAUGCUUCUCUCUCCGUGCAAAAAAAUAUCAAGACCACUGCACGGUUCCCGGUCCGCUGCGGCCCGAAGCAGUUCACCUCAUACCUGGCAGAUAUGGGGUCUUUGGUGCUGGAAGUUUUGAAUAGACAGGAUCAUUUGCCCAUGGCACGAGCUCAGGUGGCAGAGAUCUCCCGCCUGUCUCAGUUACACACCAUCAGUGGAUUUUACACCCUUGUAUCGCCAACCUCCAAGAAACUUGGGGAGUUAGAGGUUUCCCUUAAUUUGGAGCCUCUGGUUGAGGCCCAUGAGAGCACCAGCUCUGGUCCAACUGCAGAUUUCAGCUCUGAAGUACUUCAGGUGUCCUCGCUGGCUACAUCUGCAGAGGCUGCAGCACUGAAAGCGAGCAGUGAGAAAAAAUCAGACCAGUUCAGCGAGGGAAACACGUCCAGAUUGAAAGAGCUCCUGUUUUCCCAACCUGCCCAGGCGGAUAAAGAUGAGGCAGUAGAGAAUGUAAGGCUGGUAGAAAAGAGCCAAAUGGCUGUUCAUCCUUCCAAUCAGGCACCCUGUGGCCAACACAGCAAUGACAUCCUCUCAGUUAUUCUAGAACGUGGGAGCAAGCUUAGGGAUGCCAUGGUGGUGUCUGCCUUGAAAUGUGACAUGGUUUCUGCUCCGGUUCUGAAAGACCUCCAACUGCCUCUGCAGAGGGACAACACCCGACAGCCUCCCUUGCCCUCUCCUUCUCUAAUGUUCCUUGAAAAUAUCCUGCCUGCCGAUUCAUCUCCCAAGCAUACAGAUGUUGUCCUUGUCACAGACGGCUGUCUUGAUAAUCCUGCAGAGAUGGAUCACAGAGCUGUGGAUCUCCUUCUUGGGAGAUUAAAGACACCUUCUCCGCCUCUGUGGAAGGGUGAGGACCGCUUGCUUGAAUCUUUUUCCAGUCAUAGCGGCGUUGGCGGAGACAGUGAGCUCAGCGACCCUCAAUAUGAUCAGAGCUUGCUGGAGCAUUUGUUCUACCAAACACCCUUGUCAGGUUCAAGACUAGAUGACACAUCAGUGGACGCUCAAGAGCAGAAAAACAGUUCAUCUAAGAUCGAGGAACAGUUAAGACAGUCAGGGUCCAGGAGGAGUGACAAUCCAGUUGUGGAGCCUCAGCACUCUCUGGGUCAGGUUGCCGUUCUUCUAAGUCCGGAGCAGCUGACGUUUCUGAGCUUGAUGCGACUGGCCAAAGUGAGCAUCGACUCCAUGAGCGUACCGGCAGACAGCACAACACUCCCAGCCAGAAAGUCCUUGAGCAAAGGGAAAAGUCCUCCACUGCAACGAAACAAAAAAUGCACCUAUUUUGUGGAGUAUACGUUCCCAAAGACCUCCUCUUCCAGUCAACAAGGUGGAAAUGUUGCAGGAGUCAUGGAGACGACCAGAGUUGUUUCCAGAGUUGUCACAGAAGGAGUGGUGAGGUUCCACCAGGACGUCGUGUUUCCUGUGCGCUUCAGUAAAACAGCAAUCGAACAUUGGUGGGCGACGGAUUUCAUUUUCAAAAUUUACUCCAGAAGAAGUGACCAAAAGAAGGUGGUUCUCAUUGGACAAGCCACGUACCCACUGCGCCGUCUCCUGCAGAGCAAACAACUCAGCCAGUCUCUCGCUCUCCCAGUGUACAGUAGCGAGGACAAGAGUCAAACACGGGAACUAGGACUUCUCAGGGUGCUGCUAGAACUUUCUACCAACAGCCGGGACUCGUCUGAAACAAGACACCCCUCAUUGUCGCACAUUGCUCGCAGUUCUCCAAGAGAAUCCUCGCAUGUCAGCUUUUGUGCAGAAGACCUACCUGCCCGCUCUUCAGACUCCUUCACAGUGAAUGUUACAACCCAGCAGCAACACUCUAAAUUAGCCACUCCACAUCUUGGCACGCCCUCCCCUCGUGCAUCUCAGCAGGAGGUGGCGGAAGACUCGGAGGUCUUGCUGCAUACACUGCUCAUGGUGCCAGAUGGAAAGAACUUCAACUGUGGGCCCAUGCAAACUGUGAAUGUCUACUUGAACUGUAAGCUCUUCUGGUGCGAUGAAAUGGCGAGGUCUGCGGUCAGCUGGGGGCAUGUAAACCCAUCCUUUAACUUUUCCCAGGUAACUCCCGUGGCUUUGACUACAAAGUUACUGGAGAGGAUGAAGAAUAAUGUGAUGGUCAUUGAAGUGUGGCAGAAAACUGGAUGCUCCAGAAAUGAGAGACUUCUUGGUCUUGUCAAACUACCGCUCCACCAGUUCUACAUGUCAUUUAGGGACUACAAGAUCGCCCACCUUCUUCUCCAGGCACAGUACCCUGUUUUAGGUGUGGACUGCUACAUGCCAGUCAUGGACGUGUUCUCGGGUUGUUGCAAAGGAAACCUCAGGGUCACUCUGGCUAUGGGCCGCUUCGAGCAGGUGCUCGCUCUGCAGCGCACCAGAGAAGACGAAAUCGAUUCACCGGGCCACCUCAUGAAACCGGUUCAUCUGCUCGAUCACCAACCUCCGGCACCAGCAAAGGUGAAGGUGACUCCAGUUCAAGCACAGGCAAUGAGAGAGCAUGUGUUUUUGAUAAGGCUUGAGAAAGUCACCGGGCUUACGCCUCUCCAAUCAACUGUGUGGGGUGAGGCUGACUGUUACAUUCAGUACAGUUUUCCUUGCCACGAAGGUGCACACGUCGACGCAGACCUGAAUGAACAAUACAUCAACCUGAGGCCUUUUCGUACCGCCACCACCCUCUGUGUUCCUGACCCAGCGUUUGGCCACGCAGAGACACACGUGCUCUUUACUCCUGAGGGAGUGCCUGUCCAGAAGUUGCUGCUUAACUCUCUUUCGAGCCAAGGCCUGAGCAGCGGAGGGGGUGUCCAUUUCGAAGUGUGGUGCAGAUACUACUACCCGAAUGUCAGAGAGCAGCUUGUGGCCAAAGGAAUUCUCCCUCUGUCCAAAUUGUGUGCCAUGGUCACCAUGCAUGGACAGCAUCCUGAUGAGCCCCAGGUGUUCUCCUUGCCCCUGCUACCUAGGGCAGACAACCCCUCAAUGCACCAGCCUCAACCAUCUGGCCUACUGGAUGUGUGCAUCCAGUAUAAGUCCCGUCCUGCGAGAUCUGAUGUGCAGACUGGCAGAGGAGCUGCCUCUAUUCAGGUGACACUUGUGGUUCAAGUGCUAAGAGGGUCCAGCUUUCAGACAGCAGCCAGAGUUGUAGCCCAGCAAGACGAAAGGUUCAGUUACUUUGCUGCCGUGGGAGUGAACUCCUACGUGACCAUCCAGUUGUCCUUCUUGCCCGAGGAAGAGCAAAGAUGCACCCGCCUGGCUGCCAGGACCUUCUGCCCCGAGUAUAACCACCACACAGAGGUUUGCUGUGCCGUGCUCCUUCACAAGAGCAGUGGGGAGACCUGUAGUCUGGCUGAGCAGCUGGCAGAAGCGUUUGCUGUCUUCACCGUAUGGAAUAGAGACAGCCGCAAAGGCAGUCAAUUCAAGCCUGCAGAUGUGAUAUUAGGAACAGUGAAAAUCCCCCUGUUUGAUCUCCUUCGUAAAACAACAGGUAUUUCUGGCUGGUUUGGCGUCAACACGCCACAGGAAUCCACACAAAGUAAUCACAUGGUGGUCGGAGGCCUUGAGAUCUGUGUUGCCUUUGCCCACCACUCAGAUCGCGAACGGGUCAUUCGGGCCGCUCUGGAUUUGGGCUGGGACCCGGCUCAGGUCCAUAUUGACAAUGAAUGGCCAAAUGAUCAAGGAGAUUGGGAACACAGCAUGAGGAAAAUAUCCCUGACCUUUUCCAUGCCCAGAAUUUGGAUCCCUGUCCACUGCUUGCUCCUGCCGGGACAUGAGACGCUGCAGCGCUCCACAUACUGCUACUUCCGCUACAAAUUCUAUGAGCAGGAGGUCUUCUGCUCGCAGAUGAAACACCCGUGUGUCAAUAAGGAGGGCAAGCAUGACCAGGCCACAGUGACCUUCCAAGGAAGUCGCACUGUUGAGCUGAUGAGCUCCCAGCCAUUGUUGUGGUACCUUCAAGAGGAGCGGCUGGAGGUUCAAGUGUGGGUUGCUUUCCAGAAGGACAAAAGCCAGCGCCCCUGUGAUACAGACCGCCUGGUGGGCUCUGCCUUCAUUGAUAUGUCGUCUCUUGUAAAGACCCACCAGCAGAAGUUGACUCUCAGUGGAGUAUAUCCACUCUUCAGACGCUCUGCGAUGGACCUGCAGGGGGCUGCUCUCAGGGUCCACAUCAGCCUGACCUUUGGCUGCGUGCCAACUGCCGAAGACGACCAGGCGGACUCUGACAGCCAGGAGGAGACUUUAUUAGAGGCACCAGAGUCAGCAUAUCAUACGCCACUUCCUUCUCCACCCAAAAUAACGUGUUCUGAAAGCCUGAACAAGUCCGGCAGAACAACUUCAGAUGUCGCUGUACCUCAGCCUGCCAAAAUUAGCGAGGAGGAGUCUUUCCCGGUGGAUGUUGCGGUGGAGAGGGCCAUGAAUCUUAAUCUGAAAGGUUGUCAGCAAUCUGAGAACAGUGAAGGGAUGCCAUGUUGCUGUGUGUCAUACGUCACUGCUGACGCUACAGAAGCCGUGUCCACCUCUGUGGUGGCCAACACAAACUGCCCGGCGUGGAACCAUCAGCAUAAAUGCAGGCUUUCCAAGCAGCUACUCGUUGAUCCAGAGCAAAGCCUGGUCUUCAAAGUCUGGCAUAAAGGCAACAGAGAAGAAGUGGAGCAGGUGAUUGGAUUCGCCUCUGUAGACCUGUCCCCUUUACUGUGUGGGUUCCAAUCGGUGUGCGGCUGGUAUAACGUCACAGGUUUCAGUGGUCAGUGUCACGGUCAGCUUAAAGUCUCCAUCACACCGCUUAAGUGUGUCCAAGACCUUCGCAAGCAGAGAAAAGCUGCCUUUGACAAAGCUGGCCAAAACUCAAGUGUAUUUUCUAAUGCUGCAUCUUGCAGUUACCAGACCACAGCCACAUACAACAGCUUUCCUUCCCACAUCAGCCGAUACCCCGAGCAACACAUCUCAUCACCUGAUAACAUGGGCACACUACUUUCCAAAACUGAGGGCGACCGUCACCACGAGCACAUGCAGAAAGUGCGUCUUCAUCAUCAGAGUCUUCAGGAACAAAAUGCAGAACUCUGCAGCAGCAACAGCAGCACCAGUGGCGUCAUCAACCCCUCUAGCUCUGUGCUCUUUUUAACACUCAGGAAGAAUCUGAGCGAGCUGGCCAACAUCCAGAGAUAUUUCAGCAGUAAGAUUGUGGGUCCUGCUUUGUCGCCCACUAGGGAAGGGAAUUGUCUUCACGAGGAAGAUGCUCCUAAGGACCAUGAGCUGCAUCUUACGUCCCAACAAGUCCACCAUGGUCAACACCGAACAGCGACUUCCUCCGUCCACCAUAGCAACUCAACGUCUUCCCCCACCAAAGAGAAAAACACUCUCACCGUCUCCCAGAUCAUCUCCAGUGCAUGCAAUGCGGACCUUGUUUCAGACCGUGUACCCCAGGAAGAAGCAGAAGACACGGCCUGUGAAGAAUGGAAAUCACGGUACAGGAUUGAGGAGGAGGAGGAUGAAGCGGAAGAUUAUGAUGAAUUUGUGGUGAAGCCGAGGCAUUUGAAUGAGGUGACCACUUUGACUGAUAAGACGAGUCCUUGGAAUAGUUUCCUGUCGGACUCUGUUCCGGUUUCACCUGAAAACCCAGAAGCAGAACACAUCCAGGUUAACAAGGACGAAAGUCACAUCCAAAGUCAGGACGCCAGCAGAAAACACACAAGAAAGGAGAGUCUACGCCAACCGGGUGACUGUUUUGACAACUCAUCAGAAGAGGCAUCAGACUCUGAGAGCGAGGAGGAUGUGACCCUGCAAGCUGGCGAUGCCACUAACAUGGAGGGUGAUGCUGGGUCACCCCUCACGACUGUGCACGCCGAUGACCCCAAACACAAAGUCUCGGUACCUAACUUUUUCCUGCCUUCACAUCAACUGGAAGCCUCUCUGAAGGUCGUACGCUUAGCGCCGUCCUUCUGUCAUCCCUCCAGCGACCUGGACUGCCGCAAUGCACCGCACAUUCCUCGCAGGGGGCCUCGGCGGUGUCCCGACAUGUCGCCUACGUCCAUAAAGCGAGAGACGGAAAGAUUUGCUCGAAUAAUUGCCACUCACUUUGAUGAUGACGAUGAUUAGUAGGAUAAGUGUGAUUAUUUAAUGUUAAUUCAUAAGCAUGUACAGGGAUUCUUUGCUCUUCUGUAAAACAAGUGGAAUAUUUUGUAUUUUUUAUAAAUAAAUAUUUUUAGUCAA